Coffea arabica (coffee) is the source of this 5757-nucleotide messenger RNA. The record is from RefSeq and is a predicted model, not a curated record. NCBI's taxonomy places the organism in Eukaryota, Viridiplantae, Streptophyta, Magnoliopsida, Gentianales, Rubiaceae.
AUGAGUACCCAUCCGGAAUCAUCUGAAAGGCCCGCAACAUCAUCAACUGAUUUGGCAAAUCUGGGAGCUCAGCUGAGCGAGGUUCUCAACCGGUUUAAUGAGCUAAGUGUUGAAAUGAUGGCCCAACGGCAUGUAAUCGAUCAAUUGGUAGCUAGUGGCGCUAGCGGUGAGCAGCAACAUGCACCCUUACCCCCGGGCCAAUCUGAACCAAUACUCUUACCAUAUGCUCAAAUCUCGGUUUCUUCACAAGCUAUGAAUCCACCCGAAGAAACCUUUACUUAUCCCACUCAUGGCCCACCACCUACAUAUGCACCUCACAUCCAAACUAAUCCUCCUCAAGUCCAAAUUUCCCAGAAUUAUCCGCCCAUUACUGUGAGCAUGCCUUUCGAACCACAAGGACCACAUUAUUACGCCACCGCUGAACCAUUCACCCUAGAUACCGCCGUUCAAGGGAAAACUGAAGUUGGGGGGUCGUCCGUGCCCGUGGACAAGAAUUUACUAAAGAGAUUGGAUCGGUUCGAGGAGUUUAUAAGGAAAAGCCAAGGUGUGAGCAAACAAGGAGGUUUGGACUACAACGAGCUGUGCCUGUUUCCGGAUAUGCAGUUGCCGGUGGGUUUCAAAGCACCCAAAUUUACCAAGUACGACGGAACGGGGAAUCCCAAAACCCACCUUCGGAUAUUUGCAAACAAGCUGGGAAGACCAAUAGACGAUGAGAAUCUGCCAGUACGCUUAUUUCCCGAGAGUUUAGAAGGCGACGCGUUGGAUUGGUAUUCCACUUUGAAGCCUGAAGAUAUGAAAUCUUGGAUGGAUUUAUCGACUGCUUUUGUGAGGCAGUAUGAAUAUAAUUGUGAGCUCGCUCCGACGAGGACCACAUUGGAGGGGACCAAGAGGAAGCCAUUGGAGGACCAUAAGACAUAUGCGAAGAGAUGGAGGAAAUUGGCCGCCAAAGUGGAGCCGCCUAUGACUGAAAAUGAGAUUGUUCGCACGUUUAUUAAAGCUCAUGACCCACCCUACUUUGAAGAGAUUUUCCAGUAUGACGAGUUUAUAAGGGCAGGCAAGAUUGUUAAUGUUUCAGCUUUAAAGUCACAGUUGGAAGCUAUGCAGAGUCAGAGUGGCAGUAGUAAAAAGGCUCAAUUUAAGAAGAAAGAUGAGGAAGCCUCUUUUGUCUGGGACCAGGGUUUUUCUUCUCGGCCUAGAUACCAACAAAAUCCCACCUACUCACCUUGUUACUUAUAUCAACCACACCCACGCCCUGUUUACAAUACCACUAUCAACCACCCCCGUCCUCGACCAAAUUAUCCAAACACACCAUCGACGCCAUUUCAUGUUUCCCCACCAAACUUGCAAAUUAGACCUCGCCCUCCUUUUAACCCAAGACCUAUUCCAUCUCCUAACCCAAGUUACCAGUACCAACAAACUCGUGACACCCAAAAUCCAACUCCAUACCGAACCUUUACCAAUCUAGGUCGACCUGUUGACCAGUUAUAUGAGCAAUUAAAAGCUGCUGGGAAGAUUGGUACGGUACCCCCUAAGACCUAUCCCAGGGGAUUUCCCCCUGGUUAUGAUCCUCAAUCGUUUUGCGCUUAUCAUUCGGGAUCCCCUGGACAUCCGACGGCCAAUUGCUGGGCACUUAAGCAUAAAAUUCAAGAUAUGAUUGAUGCUGGAGACAUAAUUCUGAAAAGGAAAGAUGAACAAGGGCCAAGUGUUAGCAACAAUCCUUUUCCUCAGCACAAGGAUACUGUGGGGACUAUCACCAUAGAGGAAGGGAUUGAGGACCCUACACAGUACAUUGUAGACGAGGCCGAGAUCAUGGGGGUCAUUGGAGAACCGUUUAUAUUGGAGGAGGAAGCCUAUAAAGUUGAAGAGAAUACUGAUCCUUUUAUUUUGGAAAUGAUACCCUUCGAAUGUGAGCCUUCGGAACUCGUGGUACUUGAAUUGCCUGAGCAAACUCCUGUUCUUAAUUUACAAGAGGUCCCGUGGAAUUAUAGCGAACCUACACUGUUAAUUGGAGAGAAGAAGGUGCCUAAGAAGGAAGUGGAUGCCAUCACUAGAUCAGGGAGAAUCAUAGGGGAGCCUGCAGUUGAUGAGUCCUCAAAAGCAAAAGAAGGUGCUACACCAACGAAACACAUAGUGACGGAUGAAGAGGCUUUUAAUUUCCUUAAGAUGUUAAAGAAGAGUGAGUAUAAGGUAGUCGAGCAAUUGAACAAGAUGCCCGCUCAAAUUUCCAUGUUAAAUCUGCUCUUAACCUCGGAACUUCACCGAGAGGCCCUAGUCAUGGUCUUAACUGAGGCUCAAGUGCCUAAAAAUAUUCCAAUUGACAAAUUCGCCAAUGUAGUUGAACAUGUUUUGGCUUCCAGUCGGAUUUCUUUUUCUGAUGAAGAUCUAACUGCCGAGGGGAUUGGACACAACAAAGCUUUGUAUAUCUCAGUCCGCUGUAACGGGAAACUCUUGCCAAAGGUUCUGAUAGACAAUGGCUCCGCUCUAAAUAUCUGCCCUUGGGAUACUUUGGUUAAGUUAGGAUUUCAAGAGACUAAAUUGCGGCCGUCAACCACUGUGGUGAGAGGAUUUGAUGGCGCAAAAAGUGAACCAAUGGGGGAAGUGGAUUUAGUGAUCGAAAUCGGACCUGCCCAGUUUCAGGUCAUGUGCCAAGUCAUGAAUUUUUCAAGUGUUUAUAACAUUCUCCUUGGACGGCCUUGGAUUCACACCUCGGGCGCUAUACCCUCUUCACUUCAUCAGUUGCUAAGGUUUGUGGUGAAUGAUCAAUUGAUCACAGUUUUUGCAGAGGAUGAUUGCACAAUGAUUGUUAACUCUGGACCAAAUGAGGAGGAUAGUAAAACAUCUCUGCUUUCUUCUCAUCAUGUGGCUGACAUUGUUUCCGUAGGAUGGAUAUCUAAGGAGAAGCCCGUGGCGGAAAUGAAUCUGCCAGAAGCUAGUGUUAUGAUGGCUAAAGAGAUGAUUCGAGGAAGAUAUGAGAUGGGCAAGGGCCUCGGGCGCAACCUGCAGGGAGUUUUGGAGCCAAUAGAACUUCAAGGAAAGAAGGAUACUUUCGGAUUAGGGUUUCAACCUACUGCCAGGGAUAAAAAAGAAAUGAUGAAUCGUAAAAAGGCGGAGAAGGAAGGAAGGCAGCUUAUCAUGAAUAUCCCACCAUUGUAUUGUACUUUUCCUUACCCAUCAGAGGUGAUCAAAUCUGAAGUAGACCCGAUCGAGGAAGUGGAGGUUGGGUUAUCUGAGCUAUUUGUGGGGGUUAUUUCUGAAAGGGAGCCGUUGGAGGACCCAGGAUUUCCAGAGGUGCCUAUUGAAGCAAUGAAGAACUGGACCCAAAUUCAAGACGAGAGCGAUAACGAGGAAGAAUCUGAAUCUUUAUUAAAGGAUUUUGAACAAUAUGAGGAGAAAUCCAAACCGAACUUAGAAGAAACAGAAGCUGUAAAUAUUGGCACUGAGACUGAAGUUAAGGAGAUAAAAGUUAGCAUUCAUUUGAAUAAGAAACAGAGAAAAGAGAUGAUUGAGUUCUUGACCAUGUUUCAAGAUGUAUUUGCCUGGUCCUAUGAUGAUAUGCCAGGAAUUUCAACAGAUAUAGUGGUCCACCGAUUACCGACUGAUCCAAGUUUUCCACCAGUAAAGCAGAAACCUCGCAAGUUUAAGCCGGAUAUGAGCCUCAAAAUUAAGGAGCAAAUCGAGAAACAGCUCAAUGCUAGAAUUAUUAUGGUGUCUCAUUAUCCCAUUUGGCUUUCAAACCCUGUACCUGUUCCGAAGAAAAGUGGAGAAGUGCGAGUAUGUGUCGAUUACAGGGAUCUUAACAAGGCCAGCCCGAAAGAUGAUUUUCCAUUGCCGAACAUUCAUAUUCUUUUGGAUAAUACUGCAGGGCAUGAGAUUGAAUCAUUUGCUGAUUGUUUUGCUGGAUAUCACCAGAUCUUAAUGGCUGAGGAGGAUAGGGAGAAAACUGCUUUUAUCACGCCAUGGGGGACAUUUUGUUACCGAGUAAUGCCGUUUGGACUAAAAAAUGCAGGCGCUACUUAUCAAAGGACUAUGACCACCCUUUUUCAUGAUAUGAUUCAUAAGGAGAUGGAGGUUUAUGUGGACGAUAUCAUUAUCAAAUCCGAGAGAACGGAGGAUCAUUUGAUUGACUUGGGGAGGUUAUUUGAAAGAUUGAGGAAAUAUGAUUUAAAACUAAACCCUGCAAAGUGUGCAUUUGGGGCCCCUGCCGGAAAGUUAUUGGGAUUCAUUAUCAGUAAGAAGGGUAUUGAGAUAGAUCCGGCAAAGAUUAAGGCCAUUCGUGAGAUGCCAGUGCCAAGAACGCAAAAAGACGUGAAGAGUUUUUUAGGAAAGAUUAAUUUUAUUGGGAGAUUCAUUGCCCAAUUGACCCAUACGUGUGAGCCUUUGUUCAAAUUAUUAAAGAAAAAUGUGUCCUUGCAAUGGAAUGAGGAAUGCCAGCAAGCGUUUGAUAAAAUUAAAGAUUACCUGUUGCACCCCCCGGUUUUAGUGCCACCCAAACCCGGGCGACCUUUGAUCAUGUAUCUGUCGGUGUUGGACGAAGCUAUGGGGUGUGUAUUGGGACAACAUGACGAAUCGGGGAAGAGGGAGCAAGCUAUCUAUUACCUUAGUAAGAAGUUCACUGCGUAUGAGGCCAACUAUUCUUUUCUUGAGAGGAGUUGCUGUGCUCUAGCUUGGGCCGCCAUCAAAGGCCAGGCUGUGGCCGACCAUUUAGCUGAAAAUCCGCUGAAAGAUGACUAUCAACCACUUCACACUUAUUUUCCGGAUGAGGAGGCCUUGUUCGUGGGUAUAGCAGAAGAUAUGAAUGAUCAAUGCCCGGAGUGGAGGUUGUUCUUUGACGGUGCAUCAAAUUCCUUCGGGGCCGGUAUUGGAGCUGUUCUAGUAUCGCCUGAAGGAAAACAUUACCCUGGUUCGGCCAAACUCCGAUUUUCCUGUACUAACAACAUGGCUGAAUAUGAAGCUUGCAUUUUUGGGUUAAAAAUGGCAUUAGAAAUGGAGAUUAAGGAUUUACUAGUAUUCAGUGAUUCAGAUUUGCUUGUACAUCAGACUCUUAAGGAGUGGAUUACUCGGGAUUCAAAGAUCUUGCCCUAUCAUUGCAACUUACUGGAGUUAGCCAAUAAAUUUAGGAGUUUGGAGUUUCGGCAUAUUCCUCGUGUCAGAAAUGUCUUCGCCGAUGCAUUGGCCACUUUAUCUUCAAUGAUCCAACAUCCGGAUGAGUUAAUAAUUGAACCCAUCCAGAUUCAUCUACAAGGGAAACCUGCUCACUGCCUAGUUGUGGAAAAGUCUUCCGAUGGCCGUCCCUGGUACAAUGAUAUCAAGGAAUUUCUCAAAACAGGAUCCUACCCAUCUGGGGCUGAUAUGACUGCCAAAAGUUUCUUGCGUAGAUUAUCAUCUAAAUUCUUCUUGAAUGGAGAAGUAGUAUACAGAAGAACGUCGGAUUUGGGCCUUCUGAGGUGUGUUGACGAAGAUGAAGCGGAAUACCUGAUGAAAGAAGUACAUAGUGGAGUGUGUGGAUCACAUAUGAAUGGCCAUUUAUUAGCAAAGAAGAUCAUGAGGACUGGAUAUUUUUGGCUUACUAUGGAGCGAUCCCGUGCAAAGAGACCAAACAGUACUAUACUUGUAUUAAAGGCUAGACGGACACAAAUUAAUGGAAGGGGAGAAGAUGGAGAAGGGGAGAGUAUGUGUAACAGGUGGAACUGGAUUUUUGGCAUCAUGGUUGAUCAAAAGGCUUCUUCAAGAUGGUUAUUCUGUCAACGCUACAAUUAG